Molecule: messenger RNA, 2631 nt
Organism: Leptinotarsa decemlineata (Colorado potato beetle)
Lineage: Eukaryota; Metazoa; Arthropoda; Insecta; Coleoptera; Chrysomelidae
Source: RefSeq, a predicted model, not a curated record
UGUAUCAAAUUCAAAUUUUUCAACGCAUGAAUCAAAUCUUCAUUAUCAUUAAUGAUUUUACUUCUCAAUUGAUUUUGAAUAAGAUACGGUAAACCCAAAAUAAUUAAAGCAAUAUUUGACUUUUCACACAAAUUCUCUUCAGCACAAUGUAGUAAUAUUUGUUUUUCAUAUCAAUACUCAAGUAUUCCACCAUUAGUGUAUCUGUAGAAUAGAGAUUUUUCUUUGUUGUAUUCUCAUAAAAAUUUGUAAGAAACUUGUUUUUCAUUUUAUCCAAAUAUUCUGACUAUUGGACUUGCGAAUGCAUCUGUCUUCAUACCAUUUUAGUGCAAUACUUGAAAGAUUGAAGCGUAAAUUAUUUAUUUUAUCAGAGUCAGAUUUCCACUUGUUUGGACAGCACAACGAUUCAUAAGAUUUCAUCCAAGCAUUGGGAUUUUCACUUUCUCCUGAGAAAACGUAAUUUUCAUUGGUUCUGGAAUUCUGCUUGUAGUAAAUGUCAUCCAUUUCGACAUGAGAUUGGUUCAUUUUUUUCAAAGCAAAUUACAUUUUGAUCACCUCCAUAUGGAAUUUCCUUUUCAUAAUUGACCUGAACGAUUUCGGGAGUUUCUUUCUGGUCAACUUCGCCAUUUGUAAGGAAAUAUCCAAAUACUUCUCCAGUAAGUAUAUUCCUACUUUUUGUAUACAGGUAUCCUACUCUAUACUACUUUAUUAACAACCAUCUCCUAGGUUAUCUCAAAAUACCUAAUAUCAUAUAAACGAGAUAUAAUAAAUAUCACCAGAUGGUCAUUCUACUACAAAAUUAAAUUAUGAAAAUCGAUCUGAAAAUAAGAAAGUUAUUCAAGAUCAAAAUUUGUUGACAUUUCAAGAUUUUUCUAUGCACCUGAGUGUAGUAAAAUUGUAGUGAACUCAUUGUUUUUUUAGCUUGUUUCAGUUUCCAGGAUUUGCUACCAUACAAGUGUAUACUUUGGGCUAGAAUUUUCCUGAAUUAGACACAUUAUUUUGUUUAAAUUGUUCAGUUGGUAUGCUUGUGAAAUGUUUCAGCUCCACUUGAGAGUAAUAGGCAGUCUGAAAUGCAGUUAAAAUUGGACUAUUUCAACAUGCUUUAGAUUUAUGUUGUCAUUAAAAUCACAUAAAGGGGGCAGAGAGCUGAGUGAAAAUAAGUGGGUUACUACUGUAUUUUCAGUUUGUGUUUUAUAAAGUCUGUAUUAUCUGGCUCCUUCUGGAUAAGAUGCUGAUAUUAUUUUAUAUUUUGAUGAAUAGUUUCUCUGUUAAUGGCCUAUAUCUUCCAUCUAAAGGUGAGUAUAGGAUUUAUUCAUUGAAAAAAUAUUUCAAACUAUUUUUAGGAUUCUCUGCUGCUAAUGAUACAGCUGAAGAAAUUCAACAUGCUAUUUGCAGAAUAAGUUCAAAAGAAUUACAAGCUUCUGCCAACGCUACAUUAACUAGGCAACUAAAGGGAGUUUGUACAUCUAGUUAUAUUCAAGAGAGAUUAGAUGAAAUGCAAAAUAAGGUUCUACAUCAAAUCGAGGGUAUCAAAAGCAUUCUCGAAAGUAAUGGAUUUGUUAUACCGCAAUCAACUGAAAGUCUUGAGAAGCAGACAGUUUUGAUUGAAAAGUCAUUGGACCAUACAGAGUAUUCAAUAGCUGAUGAAAUAUCUACAUUUAAUGAUACAGUAGCAAACUCAAAUAAAGGAAGCAUUUAUUACUACUACUGGGAUAUUCAUCAAAUAAGAAAACUUCUAGGGAAGAAAGACAUGUAUAAGUCCAGCCCUGAAUUUUUUGUACUUGGUCACACUCUUCAUCUGCAGUUUUACCCCAAUCACUUGGAAGAGAACUUUUUUGGAAUUUUGUUGCGCCCUUCAAGCAACGGAUUCUUGAAAAAACACAAAAUCAUCAUUUUGAACCAGCUACGCCAAAAUUCAGAUAUCAGUUCUGAUAUUUUGAAUGGUAUCAGAUCUGACGACAGCACGUUCAUAAUUUCAGAAGAUUCAGUGAAUGGUAAAGGCUUUAUAUACAAUGAUACCAUGAUUGUCAAAUUGGAAUUAUUCUUAAAUUCAUGAAUAAAAUGUUUUUGAAAAAUUGAGGUUUUCUUUGUGAAACAUUUAGUAUGGAAUGAAAUGUAUUUUUUGUUUAGUUUAGGUAUAUUUCUUUUUCUAGGACAAAUUGUUGAACACUUGAUAAGAUACAUUUUAUUGUGCAAAAAGUCUUAUUUGUAUAUUUUUGAACAAUGUUAGGACUAAAAUAAUCAUGUGAUGUACUACAAAACGUGGCGAGUUGAAAAAUGGAGGACAAAACCUAAUGUGAAAGUAGUAUAAACGAGUUGUUAUAGGCCAAUACCAAAUUAUGUUUGAUGCAAUUUCAGAAGCCAUUUGAAAAUGGUAAGAAAUCAGCUGAAGGCCAAAUAAAAUUUCAUCUUUUAAACUAAUUGAAAUGUUUAUACUAGAGUUCCUUAGUGUUUCCCGAUCAUUGUUGAAUUGUUAUAUUUUUGUAUUAUGUAUAUGUUUGUUUGAAUUAAAUUUAUUCAGAUUCGCCUUUUUUGGAAUAUAUUUUUUCAUUUCUUUGUUAUCCAGAUAAACAUACAGAAAUAUUCAAAUUUGAAUCCGUGCAUGGGGAUUUCAUAAAUGUUGAAUGAUUGAUU